Molecule: messenger RNA, 3061 nt
Organism: Dermacentor albipictus
Lineage: Eukaryota; Metazoa; Arthropoda; Arachnida; Ixodida; Ixodidae
Source: RefSeq, a predicted model, not a curated record
CGGAUAUGGCUCUUACUAUUCUGACGGACCCGCAGCAUCCUACAAGAAUAGGCAAUAGCGUUUCAAGGGACACAUGCCCAGAUUUAACGCUAGUCAAAAAUGUUAAAAAUUGCGAGUGGCAAAAUACGCACGAAACCUUAGGCAGUGAUCAUUAUAUACUCCGAAUUUGCCUAGACCACAACAAGCAUCGUAAACACAGGGGACAAGCUCGGCUUACGAAUUGGUUGCUUUUUCGAGAGUCCGAGGGUCCUCAGCUCGACUCGCCUAUUGAGGAUUAUGAGCAAUGGGCUGAGUCACUUCUAGCUGCCAGAGAGAAAGUCACGAGAACGCUGCACACCUCAGAGGAUGUCCCGGCAGUCGACAACCACCUUCUCCACCUCUGGGAGGCCAGGAGAGGCCUCACCAGAAGGUGGAAAAAGCAAAAACACAAUCGCAAGCUUAAAAUCAAGAUUGCUGAAAUUACACGACAAGCGGAGGAAUACGCGUGGACCUUAGCCAAAAACAACUGGCUAAUCAAGUGCGACUCAUUAAGAGGUGGGCUUGGUGUCAAGUCUACGUGGAGCCUACUGCGAUGCCUCAUCGAACCCAGCAAGACGAGUGGAGAGCAGCAGCGGAACCUCAAGAGAGCCCUCCACGGCUAUGAGGGUACGGAUGAGCAGCUGGUGGCAGCCCUGACGAGCAAAUACCUCUGUACGACCAAAGAUGACGAGCCUGUGUUGCAGUAUGAAGGCAAAGAUAAUCCAGAACUCGACAGAGACUUCGAAGUAGAAGAAAUACAGGCGGCGCUACUAACCAUGAGAAGAGGUACGACGCCAGGACAGGACAAAGUUACAGUCGGCUUGCUCGCCAACAUGAACAAGAAGAUGCUAGGCCAGCUGACGGAUUAUAUCAAUGAGUGCUGGAGAGCUGGCAAGCUGCCCCUGGCGUGGAAAUCGGCAGACGUCAGCUUUAUCCCUAAGCCGGGCAAAGAGGUAAAUAUUAACAACCUCCGUCCGAUUUCGCUCACGUCAUGUGCCGGCAAGCUGAUGGAGAAAGCAGUGCAUGCCAGACUUUCAGCGUAUUUGGAGGAAAACGAUUACAUGCCCCACACCAUGUUUGGCUUCAGAGAGCGCCUAUCCACGCAAGACGUACUGCUGCAGCUCAAGAUGGAAGUUAUUGACCCACCCAACAAACGCAGUAGCAGAGCCAUCUUAGCCCUAGAUCUCAAGGGCGCUUUCGAUAAUGUGAAGCACUCAAAGAUCCUGGAGAACCUGCGGAAGACACAGUGUGGAAGAAGGACUUUUGAAUACAUCAGAGACUUCCUACUAGACAGACAGUCUCAUGUAAAAAUUGGAGAUUUUAGGUCCCAGCCAAUCCCUAUGGGCACCAGGGGUACGCCACAAGGAGCCGUCCUCUCCCCUCUGCUCUUCAAUAUUGCUCUUAUAAAUUUGCCUGAGCAACUCGAUCGCAUAGAGGGAAUUCGGCACGCCCUCUAUGCAGAUGACAUCACGGUCUGGGUGACGAAGGGCAGUCUGGGGCAGAUGGAAGAGGCGCUCCAAGAGGCUGCUUCGACAGUCCAAAAAUAUGCCGAGGAGUGCGGACUGCGCUGCUCUCCGGAAAAAUCGGCACUUCUAAUCAUGCGCAGACGAGAAGAUGAAGCCCCGGUCAAAAUUAGGGUGCACGACGCUGCGAUCCCUGAGGUGGAGACGGUGCGUAUCCUGGGAAUAUUGGUUAACAACAAGGGUGUCAACGCAGCAAUGAUCACUCAACUCCGUACAUCAUGUGAACAAGUACUACGAAUGAUCACACGUAUCACCAAUAAAACGAGAGGGAUGAUGGAGAACGACACUCUUCGGUUGGUCAAAGCCUUUAUACUCAGCAGAAUUGUGUACGUAGCUCCGUACCUUCGGAUGAGGAGGUGCGAUUUAAAACAUUUCGAUGUCAUGAUCAGAACAGCAUAUAAGAAGACACUAGGACUGUCGGUCAAAACAUCUACAGAGCGCUUAUUGCAGUUGGGGGUGCACAAUACAAUAGAUGAGAUAAUUGAGGCCCACCUAUCAAGUCAAUAUGCCAGAUUGGCAGGAACAAAGACAGGACGCAAGGUACUAGAGGACCUAAAUAUCGGCUGUCCUUACUAUACGGCAACACGACAAGACAUUCCGAAAGAGUGGAGGUGCAAAUUCGCGACCCUGCCCCUUCCUAAAAACAUGCACCCAGAAUAUCAUCAAGCAAGGAGGAGGGCAAGAGCCAAAAAGAUGGACCAGAUCUAUUCUAAAUUAGAGGGGGCCUUCUUCGUGGAUGCUGCAGGUCCGGUGGGAGGAGUCUCCACAAUAUCGGUGGUGCAUCAAGGGCAGACGGGCAAUGGACUUUCUGUUCGGCACGGGGAAAUUGCAGAAUUGGAAGAGGCGGCGAUCGCUAUGGCGGCUUCGCACCCUAGUUCAGAAUACAUCAUUACAGACUCGCAAACUGCCUAUAGAAAUUACACGCGGGGCCGAAUUGCGCCGCUAGCUUGCAGGAUCCUCAAACAAUCUGGGGUCUUUGCUUCGCGCAAAGAGCUGAUCUGGGUGCCAGGUCAUGAGGGUGUAGAGGGAAACGAGCGUGCACACGCUGCCGCCCGAGCUUUUCUCCCCCGGGGUCCCUCCUCCUCCCUCCCCGAAGACUCGGACUUCCCAGUGCCAUUAAUAACUUAUGCAGACGUAUUGCAACACUUGCGCUUAUCGCGACGAAAAUACCCGGGCCCAGCUAAGGGAUUGGACAAAUCGGAGGAAUGCCAUUUACGAAGGUUACAAACCCUGUCAUUUAAUAAUCCAGUGAAGCUGCAUGCUAUUGAGCUACAAUCUUUUUCAGCCGAAUGUAAAUUCUGCGGGCAAAAAGCAGAUCUCUACCAUAUGGUAUGGGCCUGCCAGGCUAAUAGUGCCUUAGAAACUAUAAAACAGCCAACGUGGGAAGGAUGGGAGGCAGCCCUGUCCAGCUCAACCCUCAAGGACCAGCGAGCCCUCGUGGAAAGAGCUAGGGUGGCGGCCUUAGCCAACGGAAUUCCGGAAUAGGAAUCCGACCACCCUUCUCCUAACUCCCCUCUCCC